CUUAUUCUUCCAAGUCUGAGAACCAAUCAACUCACAACCAAAACAUAGAAACGGAAAUUACAGACUCAACUUUUUUGUUCAUUCAUUAACUCGGUUCAUAUUGAAAAUGUCUUGGCAAUCUUACAUUGACGAUCAGUUGAUGUAUGAGGUUGAUGGCCAACAUCUCAAAGCCGCUGCUAUAAUCGGUAACGACGGUUCUGUUUGGGCUCAGAGCUCCGGUUUCCCUCAGUACAAGCCAGAAGAGAUUUCUGCCAUUAUGAAGGAUUUUGAUGAGCCUGGAUCUCUUGCCCCGACUGGGUUGCACCUAGGUGGAUCAAAGUACAUGGUUAUUCAGGGAGAAUCUGGAGCUGUUAUCCGUGGAAAGAAGGGCACUUCUGGGAUAACUGUAAAGAAAACAACCCAAGCACUGAUUUUUGGUUUAUAUGAUGAACCCAUGACUCCAGGACAGUGCAACGUGAUUGUUGAGAAGUUGGGAGAUUACCUGAUUGAUCAAGGCCUCUAAGUUCUUCUUCUAUUCUAUACAUAAUUGGGAUUUUGAACUGGUGUCCUGCUUUUAUGGCUGUGAACUGUUUCCUUAGAGAAAAUAACAGUGUGAAGAAUCAGGAUGAAAAAGCAAGAGUGUGGUGAUUUUGGUCGAUGAUUUCUACCCAUUCUAUGUAUUCUUGGCUUCUUUUUUUCCCCUUCUUUUUGUGUAUUUAUGAAUACACGGCUUCAAAUAUGAAUUUAUGAAAGCAUUACACGUAUGAGAUUGUACUUAUAUAUUGUUAUUUUGGUUUUUAAUAUAAGUAUUAAAAAGUUGUGAUGAGUA
Messenger RNA from Cucumis melo (muskmelon), 808 nucleotides. RefSeq names its product profilin-like. Gene Ontology annotation, molecular function: actin monomer binding. NCBI's taxonomy places the organism in Eukaryota, Viridiplantae, Streptophyta, Magnoliopsida, Cucurbitales, Cucurbitaceae. Gene Ontology annotation, cellular component: cell cortex. The transcript has 3 exons. The record is from RefSeq and is a predicted model, not a curated record. Bases 107 to 502 code for a protein of 131 amino acids.